AGAAAAAAGGUUUUCAGUUUAAAACAGAAAUUUGAAGAAAAUAUUUUACUCUGCAUAAAUGUCAAAAUCAUAGUGGCUAUCCACACAUACGAGCAUCUCCCUUCAGAUGCAAUUAAAAACCUAUUAAAACUAUUCUGUUAGUCAGAAUAAUCCCAGGUUUUAUGUCACUUUCUAAGUUUCUAGCAGGCAAGCCCCUCAAUUGAUCUGAAAUAACCCAUGUGUUUCAGCCAGUAUAACCACUGAGUCACAUGCUUCACUGUAAAAGUCUGCAAAAAGAGAGAAGUUAACAGACCAAUCAGCCUUGCUCGCCCACACAGUGUGUACAGCCUUGUUUCUGUUCUGUAUGUAACCAUGGCAAUUGCUCAGGCAGGUACGGUGACCUGCACUUUAGAGAAGAGGGGGGCCGAUUGCUCCACCGCCGCGUCACUCAUUCAGCUGUUGCUAUCUAGUUAUGGUGAAAUUAUAAAGUGAACAGCUACGGUGACGACAACGACGAUGCCUCCAGCUCGUCAGACAGCGAAGAUGAGGUCCUAAGGCAGUUUGAGAUGUCCGUGUCUCGUUCACAGAAUUUUCGUACUGCAGCAGCCAACAUCGGUGAACAGCAGCCCCAGCAGACUCACCUGUCACUGGGUCGACGACACAAAUUUACCCGACUAUCAGACCAGGAGGAGGGCAGCACUGAGCCAUCAGACUGUGAAGAAACGGCAGCUCAAAGCCAACAGGGUUUUCAGGAUCCGCUCUCUGCGGUGGUAGAAGCAAAAGAAAGGGCAUCCAUGCUCUCUUUGGACAGACCUGCAGAAGACCACCCACUGGCCUCCAGUGACUGUCCCACCGUGAGCAUGGACCAGCAAUCUGCGGAAGCAGUGGAUCAGGACAAGAAUGAGGUCACAGAAAGCCCCUCCGCCUGGACCCCAGAGGAAGAGCCACCUCCUCUUGGCGAAGUCUCGUCUCAGCCAGGCUGUUCUUCCCCUCGAACUCCCAUCUCCAAGUGUGGAGAUCUGGUCCUCUCCCUGGAGUACCGUCCUGCUGCAGAAAAACUGCUGGUCACUGUGAUUGCGGCCCGAGAUAUCCCCGACAAGGCUCGAAGCGGGAUGAGCGCCUGGCAGGUGCACGUGGUCCUGCUGCCCUCCAAGAAACAGCGACACAAGACGUCCGUGCAGAAAGGCUCACUCCCGCACUUCAACGAGACGUUUCGCUUCUCGCGCCUGGAGCCGUCCGACCUCCAGAAGUCAGCUAUCAGGUUCAGGCUGUACGCGCUGGGUAGCAGAAUAUCACGUGAGCGAAUGAUGGGGGAGAAAGUGCUGCGUUUACGAGGACUUAACGCAGACGGGGGGACGAUGGAAACGACACUAGUCCUGGAGCCUAGAAGUAACCUGAAGAGUGUCGACUCCCAGCUCAGCCUGUCUGCCGUCUCUCAGAGCGACAGCGCCUCAUCAACCCAGUCUCUGACCCAUGGUGGCGUCCCUGAACUGCUGGUGGGUCUCUCCUACAAUGCCACAACGGGACGCAUGUCUGUGGAGCUCAUCAAGGGCAGCCACUUCAGAAACCUUGCCAUGAACAGGCCACCAGACACCUACGGACGACUGACUCUGCUGAAUUCAGUUGGUCAAGAGAUCUGUCGGACUAAGACGACAGUACGCCGUGGUCAGCCCAACCCUGUGUACAAGGAGACAUUUAUCUUCCAGGUUGCUCUGUUCCAGCUGUCAGACGUCACUCUGCUGAUCUCUAUCUACAACCGCCGCAGCAUGAAGCGCAAGGAGAUGGUGGGUUGGAUCGCUCUGGGCCAGAACAGUAGCGGCGAUGAAGAGCAGCUUCACUGGCAGGACAUGAGGGAGGGUCGAGGACAGCAGGUCUGCCGCUGGCACGUCCUGUUGGAGGCAUAAAAUAACUGUCGGGCAGGACUUUACUUUCUUCUGUGGUUUUUCUUAUAUUUUUUUAUUCUGUAGUUAGACAGCUUUAGAGCUUUUGGAAAAGAAAAGGAAAGCCUUGAUUUAGAGAGUGGAUUAUUAUGGUUAAGAUUUCAGGCCUCAGUGAUUCACAGAAUCUCCCCAAUUUUUACAUCCAGCACAGAUGAUUAGUUUGUGUCAACAUGCAGGACAAAGUCUUUGGUUCUCAGGCUGUAAUCGGUUUAAAAUACAAGCUUUCAAUUCAUGUUUCAGGAAAGAAAAAAUAUUUAAAGACUAUAAAAAGACAUUGAAGACAUUAAAUUUACUUCUGAAUUGGCAGAUAGAAGUCAAAUAUUUUUGUCUUGUUAUCUCUCACACUUCACUGCAGGACAUUUGUCCUCCUUGCUGCACUUCAGUUGUUGUAUUGAAUUGCUUUGUUAGGAAUUACUGAAAGUGUGUGUGCACUUGUUUUUUUUUGCUGUUUUUCGGGUUUUUUUGUUUUCAGUGACGGUAAACUAAACUGCAGAGAAGAAAUAGAGAGAUGUGACAUUCUGGAAAUAUUAGUGGCACAUCCUGUCGGAAGUGUCACAGAUUUGGAUUUUUGUUAUGGGUCGAGAAUGAUCAAUGUUAUAUGAGGAAGUUCAUUUAGGUCACAAAAACUAGCAAAAUUAUUCAGUAAGUAUUCAGUGAGCUCUGCAGUACAUCAGCCAUCUUUUCAUUAAGAUCUUAUGAUGUCACACCAUUUAUAUCAGAGCACAAGCACAUGGCUGCCCAUCAAUUUAACCAAUUGUAUACUCACUGGUUAAAUCCCACUGCUAGCCUGAAUGGAGUGAUUGAAAAGCAUAGAGACUGUUGAGAAAUACAUUCAAGUGAAAUGUUACUGCAAUUUACAUCCUUCCACUGAGCUUAGAGAGCUUGGUUAGCUGGUAAAAUGCAAAUAUCUAUAACUGUAAACACAAAGAAAUGAAACAAUUAUAACUGGAUGACGUCAGUUACCUGUGUCUAUAUUUCAUUGGCAUCUGUUAAUUAGGUUCAAACAGUGUGAUCACAGGUAAAUAAGCAAAAGUUUGAAGUUCUGAAUCAAAUCUCCAAGUCUACAUAAGUGGAUUGCCCUCCUGGUCACGUCUAAAUUUUUUUUGGGGGGGGGGCUUUGUUUUGUUUUGUUUCUUUAACCAGCCUCCAAAGUUUUCUACACCGUCUCAGUGGAUUAAAGUCAGACUUUCUAUUAAGGUUGGGCGAUUGGACGAAUAUAUCGACUAUCGACGAUAUAUGCAUCUCAAAUAAAUAAAUAAAUAGAUAAUCAAAAAAGUAAUACUGAAACAAACAAGAAGAGAAGGUAAAAUAUUCCCUCCAAACAAAACGUAUAAAUUCUAAAUGUGCAAAUCAGUCCGUGCAUGAUUACAUUGCUCCGCCUGUCAAAAAGUCUGCGUCUGCGUGAAUAUAUCGUCUAUCAUUCCAUCGUCAGAUUGUCGGUUGGAAAAUUUUUACAUAUCACCCAACCUGACAUUUUAACUAAAAAAUCAGCGAAUAAUCAAUUCUAUUUAUUAUAAUAAUAAUAAUGGAUUGUAUUUAUACAGCGCUUUUCGAGAACCUCAAAGCGCUUUACAAUUCCACUAUUCAUUCACUCUGACAUUCACACACUGGUGGAGGCAAUCUACAGUUGUAGCCAGAGCUGCCCCGGGGCAGACUGAUAGAAGCGAGGCUGCUAUAUCGCGCCAUCGGCCCCCAUGGCCAUCACCAGUAGGUGAAGUGUCUUGCCCAAGGACACAACGACCAAGACAGACAGGGCAGGGGACCGAACCGGCAACCUUCUGGUUACAAGAUGAGCUUUGUUGGGAAAAGCUGGUGGUAAUUUGUGGAUUCAAGGGCGCUGCUGGAGAGCUAAUCCCACAGAAACCAAACUGACAAAAAAACGACAAAAAAGUAGCUAAUCUGACUCAUUUGGAUUCCUGUUUAGCAGGUCAAAAAUCAACUUUUGUGCUUAGUCGGGGUAUUGUUUACUCCAGUAACUCCACAUGAUCAACAAUACUAAAUCCAAUACAGUAACCCUUAGUACCUGUAGGCAAAUUGUUAUGUAAUCCAAAACUGAUGCAAGCAAAAAGAUACAAAUUUAAUUAAGUCAUCACACAGAAAUUUAAUGAUUCAAAUAAAAAAAGGGUUUCAUUCAAAUUGGUGGUUCUUAAAAUUAGAUAUUAAAACCUCUAAAGAAUAACACUUUACAUAUUAAAUCUUAAUUUCUGUAACAAAAAUUAAGCCAAAAUGCAGAAGUACUUUGUGAAAAAAUACACCCUUGUGGCUUUUGUAGGAAUUAAGAGGGAAAGUAGCAGUCAGGUGCUGCUGAUCAAACGCACAAUAGUAAGUGUGAGCAUCAGUAUUCAAACAGAAGAACAUGGCAGUACAGUUUAUCUUUGCCAAGCUGCAUAAAACACAAGGCUUCUGGAACAAUGUAUUUUAGAGUGAUGAGACCAAAGCAGAGAUGUUUGUUCAUGAUGAGGAGGAUCACGUUUUGGUGACAACCAAACAGCCGCUCAGCACAAACAAGCCCGGUGGUGGAGAUGUGAUGAUUUGGUAGAUACCAAAGUAUUCUACAGUACUGUCAUCUUUGUAUUUACAUUCUCUGGACUACAGCUGUUGUAAACAUGCUAAAUAAUAAGAUUAAAGGGCUCAUUUAAUCUAUAAAGUUCCCUCACAGUGAAUGCUUUGUGAAAAAGCUUUGUGUAGUUUAAAUAAACAAGAUAUAAACUUACAAAAUAUUCAAAGGUGAUUAAGUUUAAACAGUGACCUAAGCAGUGCAGUAAAUGAACAGAUCACAAGACAAGUUUUUGGGCAAGUGGUACUAUAACCGCGAUAACAUUUGGUGGUCUAUUUGUGUCUUCUUUUGUUUUUGCUUUGUUUUUAUGCUUACCCUAAAAUUGUAAGGCAGCUCUCACUGACAUUUUAGUUACGUUUUUCAGUGCAGAAAUAUGACUGAAGGAUCACGUACCCGUGAAAUACUUGAAAAAGGAACCAAUAUUUUCUGAUUCAGUUGGAGAAGAAGGAUGUCUCAUUCACAUUCAGCGCUCAUUCAUAUUCUCCUGACGCUCGUGCUACAACAGGCAGGAAGACCAGCAGCUGGAGGCUCUUAAACCCAUUGGGAUGAGCCUCAUCAAUCCUGAAUGAUGUUAUUUGGCCUCAGCUCAGUCUCCUUCACAGGGCAAAGCUCAUUUCAACAUCCAUCAAUGCUGAGCUCAAAAGAGGCUUUAAAUAUCUCACUGCAGCUGUUAAGAACCGCCAAUGAAUUACCCUGGAAGUGUGUGUCUGUUUUUCCCCCCAGUCACACUCUGUGUUAAUUGGUAGUUAUGGCAGUGAAACCGUACAGUGUGAUGGUGAUGAGGGUAAUGCUGCUGCUAAUGCUCUUCCUUUUCCCAUCUGAGCAUCUUUGAGUCAUAAGGCAGCAGCGCAGCCUGAAUCGGGGGAUUAUUUUUGUUUGUGUGGAGAAAUACUGUAGCUGAACCCUCGGGGGUUCGCACACUGAGAGCAGUGAUGUGUUUACUCGAGCGUUUGUUUUCUUUGGACAGGUGACAACACAGUCUCUUUAGCAAUUAAUAAAACUGUGAUCGGAAAUGACUCGAGGUUGGUGGCCAUAAGGCGACGCCAUGCAUUAGAAAUCAGGGCCGAUUCUUUGUGUUUAAUGUGUUAGCAUACCCCCUCCCCCCUCCAACAAAAGGACUUGCUGACAGUUUUCACUACUAAACUCAGAACUUUCACCUUUUUAACAUUCUCGCCUAGUUUUUCCAUUAUUCAUGACCUUUUUGUAACACUUCAGAAAAAGGAAAUGUCAGCGUGUGAACAAGUGCUUAUCAAGAAAGUAAGCCACAAUAUCUGAACAGCUUCUGAUUACUCUGUGAUUUGUUAUGUUUCUAAAGUCGUUCAGGGACGUUUCCAGCAGAAGAAAGACAACUUUUUAUCUUUUUUUCCUUUUAUAUGAACAUGAGUCACUUGUUGAGGGACAUAGGUGAAUGGACUCAUUUUGUAUCUAUUUAGCACAGGAACCAAGCUGUAAAUGCUGUAAAUGCUAAGACUGUAGAUGCGUAAUGACAACUACUUCAGGUGUACAUUAUACGAAGCAUGGAUGAUGAUUAGGAGUGCUGCAGUUAUCUUACAUAGGCAUCCAGAUCAUUUUUUUAUUUUCUACACUGUGAUGUAGUUCAGUUUAAACCCUCUAAAGACAAAGCCAACCAAAUCCCAUCAAUGUUUGUUUGAUAUAGACAGCUGCGAUUCACCCAUAAAUAUUUUUAAUUGUAUUAUUUUUUUUCUCAAAUUAAUAGUCAUUUCGAAAAGUAUAACAAUGUUUUUGAGAACAAUGUACAAGUUUUUAUAUAUGUGGAAAUCACGGACUUUAUUUGGGUGUAAGAAGCAAGUAAUUGUGAUGCAUAGAAAAUGAAAAACCUGCCAAAGUGUCUUAAAACUGCAUGUAAUGACUGCAUACGUCAUAAUAAUUAAGCUCUUUGAGAGUACGGCUAACAUGACAUUGAUCGGACAUAUGUAUCUUUCCUAGCUAAAGAAGACAUGGAAGUUAUAGGGCAUUAUUACAACAAUGAACCAACACUGUCCAAAUAUAGUGACAACUAGCAUAGCGAGGUAAGGUCUCGGUUGUUGUUCGGGGUUAUUUAACCUCUAUUUUCAACAUUGACUUUUAUUAUUAUGGCUACGUAAUGAUUUGUUAGCCUCUUGGUUAACAUUAAGACUAUAAUCCGUAAAUUCAGGAAAUAGAUAAAAAAAGGUCACCUGGUUAGUACUGCAGGCAUCCCAAAGUUCGCAUCUUGUAUUUUUGGUCCAAAAGAGUAAUAAUUUAUUCUUUGAAAGUCCACUCCUGUGGUUUCACUUUGAAAAGAAAAAAAAUAUAAAAACACAACUGUUAAAUCGCCUAAACUUACGUCUUGUUGUCCAAAAGGCAGUGAACUGACAAUUACAAUUAACUGACAUUAACUAAUUUAGGGGUUUAGCAAAAAGGUAAGUUUUCCUUUUAAAUCAGCUAUCUAGAAUUCCUAAAAAAUGUGUCGUCUACCAGAUUGGGAUUAAUAAUUACUUCCAAAGUAUCCAAACCCUCUUUGUUGCAUUAACGUUAGUGAUGACACAGCGCAUCCUUAAAUGUAUUUAUUCUUCCUAAGAUACUAUGAUCUUUGGCAGAUGAGCCCGAACAAUCCACAUUUGAUAAUCAGUUUUAUUUUAUAGUUUGUAGAGAGAAAUUUGACAAUCCCCUGUGAAGAAGCAUUCGUCUGCAGUGGGUAAAAUAAUAUCAGCACUCCUCUUCAGCCGGCUUCGUACUUGUGAGUGUGAAUAGUGACAUGAAUUAUAUUUACUGCACAGAUUAAUAUAUUUUAUGCAUGUUGAGUUGUUGUAUAGAAUCUAUCAUAUCUAUUAUAUUUUUAAAAAAUAGUAAAUGUUUAAUGUUUUUAAAUACGUCCCAGGAUUGUAUUUAUAUAUCUGCAUGCCCAGUUCAAGAUCCCAGGUUGUAUUACAGAUGUGAGACAGAUUGUGUGAUCAGAUUGUGCUGCAGAUGUAAUACUGAUGAAGUGCCUGUAAUAUUUUGAGAUGAAACAUAUCCACCAUGACAAAGAGUUGAUACACAUCUGCAUGAAGCCUCCUUGUUGUUCUCUGUGAAUGCUGCUCUAGGACUGCAUUUGCCUGGAAGGUUUAUUUGUCAAGGCCCUGACCAGGGCUGAAGUCAGACAAGUGCAAAGCCAGUGAGGAGAGAGAUGAAACAGUUUCAGAAACCAAGACCAAAAAGUUUUAUUUCAUGCAUUAGCAAAUUCAGUUUUAGAACAUUUAACAGAUUAUCAGUUUUAAAUGCAAUCUACUUUUGGCUUCUUCAGAUCUGUUGCCCACAUUGGCCUUUUACAAAUGAGAACAAUGUACUUUUUAAAUAGGUAAGCUAUUUAAUUUGAUAUUUUUUUUAAUCGGGUGACAGCAUAGUUUAUGCUAAUUAUGAUAGCAUCGUUUUACCUUUUAUGGUAAAUCACUGUUUUUGUGCGUAUUAAACACAUACGGUGUAAGCGUGUCAAACUAUAGCAGUGCUGUUGGGUUUAUCUUUUUCUGUGGACAAAGUCUGGUUAGCUAUAUAUUGCUACUAUCAGUGUUUACGCUAAGCUAGGCUAAUCACCUUCUGGGUCUAGCUCUGCUCUUAAGACACAAACAUGAAAGUAACUAAUCUUCUCAUGCAGCUGUAAUGUGCAAGUGUAAUUUCUUAAAAUAUCCAGGUAUUGGUUUUCAUGUUUUAUAAUUAGAGUAAAACCUGGCUUAAAAUUAACAAUUUUAAGAUUCCUGUGAUUAGUGGUUAUAUUUAGGUACUGGCAGGUUUUGGUCAUCGUCUGCUUUGAGGCACUAACACUGAUUAAAAACAAUGUUUUUCCAUGCAAUUAGACCUGACCUCAGUGGUGUGUAGGCUAUAAGGCUAAUUUGAUGCUUUAUUCACACUAUUCACUUCAAAAUCUCGAGCUGACGCCAUAGUUUUGGGCUAACUGGGGGGAAAAACUGAAUAGCAUUAUAUUUCUACGAGACAAAGAUAAAGCAAUGUGUCUAACUUCUAUCUUGUUUCUGGCCUCCCUGAGAAGUAUAGCUGUAUAAGGUCAAGUUCAUGAGUCAUUUCAGGCCUAUAAAGAGACAGUGGACAUCGAUCCUGAUCUUGCACUGACUAUUCUGCAGCCCUGGUCUGGGCUGUGCAUGCUGAGCUCCCGCAGCACCCAGAAAGCACUUUUUGUACCAAGUUGUCAUUGCCAAUAAAAACCAGAAGAUCCCUGCUGUGGUAACGUCUGCCUGCCAUCUGUUUUCUUGGGUCCUCUCCUCACUUGUGAGCAUGGCUUGGAUGUCUUAAUUCUGAAAAUUAGGUUUUUGUAGUUAAAAACAAAAACAUACGUCACUGAUUGAAUUUUAAAUCUUUGUGCUUAAGGACAAGAGCAAAUCAAGAGUGGAUUAGAGACUGAAGGAAGCAUCUUAUGUUUUGUAUUUGUUUGUGCAGAAUAUAGCUUAAUCUUUGGUGACAGACGCCUUAGAUUUAACCCACAAAUAUGGAUUUGCAGCUUGUUAGCUGUUUCAAGUCCAUAGUCACAGAGCCUUUGUUUUAUUUUGUAAGUCUAGCUUUAACAGGGUUUGAUAGUACACAGACAUUUAUGACUUUGAAGUGGCGGACGAGAUCCUCUAAUACAGCUAGUGUGAUAUCCUACUAGCAAUUGUCUGAUUAUUUAUCCACUGUGGACACCAGCCUUUAGGUGAAACCAGUGACAGUGGACACCUGAAACUUAAUGUUCUGUGUGCCCGUUAUUACUAAAAGUGGACUGGUUUAAAGACACUGAAUCUUCAAUAGAUGUCAGGUUUUUAAGUUUGUAUUUUCGCAAAUACAACCUAGAUUUUGGUCUCCACACCACACUGUUUACAUGCAGGCAAAAAAAACAGGAUUGGCUUAAUUCAAAAGUGGACAUUUGUUGCACACAGAUGUUUUGCUUUGGCAGCAACUUAAACAACUGAGUUAAAUUAACACAAGUCACUCAAACAUGAGGCAGUUGUAUUAAAUACAAGAAGCUUACAUAAAUUCAGGAGAUGGCCAGUCUCGUUUUUUCAGUGAAACUAUGAAUAAACUACAAACCCAGAAAGAUUCCAGUAACAAAAAUCACACAUUCUCCAUAUUCAUGUGCAUACUGCUGUUAUAGAGAUCACAGAGCAGUCAUAAUGAGGCACAAAUCACCCAUAGAGAUGCAAGAUGAGCACAAACAGACAGGAAAUGUUUAGAGGGAUGCAAAAGAAAUGCACUCAAAGCGACCAAAAACAACCACAAAGAGUGCAACCCCCCCCCAAAAAAACAUCUACAGGGACACAAAAUGCCUGAAAAAAAUGAAUACAAAUAAAAAAUCAUGUCUGGAUCCUUGGUAAAUGGGGUAGAGGGCCAUGGCCUCAUGACUUUGCACACUUUACCUGACUGAUUUCCACCUCUAUUACUCAUUAACAACACCAGAAAUGCCAAACUAACCAAACAGACUUGGAUUUAAAAACUGUCCGUGUCUUCCCCUCCAGUGAAACCUUUAAAACUCGCCUCUGAUCCACACUGCUUCAUUUCUCCGAACACUUUCUCAGUGCGCUGGUAAAAAAGCGCGAAAACCGUGUGUCGGCUGGACUGAUGCUGGAACGUCAUCACCGCGCUUACUCUGUUUCUUAGCAACAGAAAACAUCAGCCUCCGCCAGGACCAAUGAGGGCGGGCGCUGAGCGGAGUGUGUUGUCUCCUGUUGCUGUGAACGGGAUAUUUUAGGAGUCUGGAGAGCAGCGAGCGUGUCACCCCGACAGGAGCUCGAGCUCUGCGCACGUCCGCCCGUCUGUGUUUCUGUUUGAACCCACACAGGCUGUGACUGCAGGCGAGCUGGAGAAGCGCUAGAUCGCUGUGAGUACGGUGGAUGAGGCGCCCAGGAGAGGACAUCACGGUAGAGAGAGGAAAGGAGGUUUUAAAAACUGCUGCUCGACAAAAUUAUUUAAAGCAGGAGUCUGAGGGCGAUGUGGAGGAUCAGAUCAGCUCUGAUUUAAACUCCGGUCUGAGAGCUGAAUCGACCGUGGACCAAUCGGCAGCAGCUCCUUCCCCGUGAGAGAGACCAAACCAUUCAACAACGUCGAAAGUUGCUUACUUCAAGAGGAAAUAUGCGGAGGAGGAGGAUUUACACCGAGGCCUACGUGGAUAUUUUCAAAAACACUUGAUACUGCAGGAGGACCGGAGCUGCAUCCUGAGGCUGUCCCUGGAGAAGCUAAGGUUCCUGGAAGAUCCCGAGGCCUACCUGAGGCGCUCCGUCCUCAUCAACAACCUACUGAGAAAAAUCCACCAUGAGGAGGAGGAGCUGGAGGCUGAGGAGGAGGAAGAAGAAGAUGAAGUAGAUGAAGAGGAAGAAGAGGAGGGGGUUAUUGGGGAUAGGGGGCAGCGGAGGCUGAUGUACCCAGACAGGAAGAGAGUGAAGGUGCUGGUGACAGACUGUUGCUCCCCGGGCUUUGGCCUGGAGGAGCUGCAGCACUACCGGCUGGUGCCGUGUUAUCCGUCAGCUGGUUGCCUGUACGGCCUGGGUACCUGCCCAGGCCUCACCCCAAACCACCAGGUCCUCCUGUACAACCUGGAUGACAAUGGCUGACACUCUGCUCCUCACCGCCAGGCCUCUUUUCAAAGCUGGGAACUGCAGCGUCAGUUCAUGUCACAGGCACGUGGACUCGCACUGUUUGCUCCAACCAGCAGGAGGAAGGCUGCUGCUGCUGCUGCUGCUGUUUUUCUCCCUGUUCGCUAAAAAUGCUUUGAGGGGAAUGUGUUGCAGGCUCUGUUUCGUGCAUCAGCAGGAUGUCGUCUCUUCUCGUCACCUUGCUGAGAAGCAGUGGUGGAUUCAAGAAGCUGAGAGACCAUUUUCUUCUUCUUCUUCUGCCUCAGGAGUGUUGAUAUUAAACUCUGCUGCAGCAUUACUGCUAUUUACUGUUUGUGCAAAUGUAAGAGACUUUAAGCAGGCAGCAUCUUUUUUUUUAAAUUCUUUGCAGCUGUAGUAUUAUUGAUUUUUAUUGUUACUGUUGCUCAUGUAAACUGUGAGCGCAUUCAGGGAUUUACAGACUGCUGGCUACUUUUGAUGCACCUUGGCUUGCGUGGAGAAUAUUUGCUGACGUGCUUCUGUUAUCUUUUUAUGCUACUGUGUGAUUUAUGAAAUAUUCUGUGUAACAUUCCCUGGAUCGUGUGAAUUCUCCUGCUAUGAAGAACUCAAGGCACUCAUUCCCCCGGGGUGCGUUUACUGCCCGUGGGAAGACUGUUUUCUGUCUGUGGUCGAUGUCCCGUGAUUAUGUUUUCAUUUUGCAGCACUUUGCUGCCCUCUGCUGGUGAAAAAAAUAUUCAGCACAAGCAUUUCUUAGUAGUCUGUGGUCAAAUAAGAAAACAGAGGAAUGCUUUGUUUUAAACCUCACUCUGAUUUAGCAUUAACAGAUGUUAUAUACAGAUUAUAACCCACUGUAGUUGUAACGAGAUUUGUCAACAACUAUAACAUCUGCUGAAACAUACAAUAUAGCAAACAUUUAACGCAUGUUUUCAAAUGAGUUAUAACUGUUGGCAAACACUAUUAUUACCAUACUAAGCACCAACCUGUAGUCUGCAUAGUCUAAAUAUCCCACAUUAUACAUAUAUGUAUAAUAAAGAGAGAUAAUGCUAGUGGCAGUAAAUGCCUAAAUAUAAAAGAAAAAAAUAAUUUUUUGCUAUCUAAAAAGGAGGAAAUAUUUUUUUGUCAGUUCUAUGAAGUCAAAAUACUUUUUUUCUGAUACCAAAUAUUGCUUUUUGUGAAUGCAUUUCAGCCUCGUGGUGUUUUAAUGCUGGAUUUCAGAGACCAGAAGGCCUUUAACUUGAUGUUGCAUUCCAUUUUUUUCUUACUACAGUUCCAGCACCAGUAGUGUUUUCACAGAGGACCGAGGUUUGCUAAAGUGGUCAGAAAAUAGGUUAUUUAACACGGCACAUUGGUGCUUUAUAAAGCCGAUUUACCUGCUGUAUGACAACAGUGAUUGGUUAUCAAUCCUUCUUCUGUGUCUUUUCGUGUGUUCAGUGUCUAUCCAGGAGUUUUACUGAUUUUGACAAUGUGCAUCUUGAUAACAAUCACUUAAAUGGAAAAAUAAAGUAAAAUAAGGUAAAACAACAAUGACAAACUAAAGGCAACUAUUAAAGAGAAGCUUGAUAUUUUAAAUCAAGAAUUUAUAUUUUGAUGAAUAUGAAUAGUCUGUAUUUAAGAAACUAUUUUGAAAAAGGACCGUUAAACUUUUUUCAUGUGAUUGAUUAUCAAAUAAAGUAUGUAAUGUGA
Molecule: messenger RNA, 12707 nt
Organism: Oreochromis niloticus (Nile tilapia)
Lineage: Eukaryota; Metazoa; Chordata; Actinopteri; Cichliformes; Cichlidae
Gene: syt16
Product: synaptotagmin XVI
Exons: 9
Coding region: 546-1883 (445 amino acids)
Molecular function (GO): phospholipid binding
Source: RefSeq, a predicted model, not a curated record